Patiria miniata (bat star) is the source of this 2967-nucleotide messenger RNA. RefSeq names its product PWWP domain-containing DNA repair factor 3A-like. The transcript is spliced from 15 exons. The record is from RefSeq and is a predicted model, not a curated record. NCBI's taxonomy places the organism in Eukaryota, Metazoa, Echinodermata, Asteroidea, Valvatida, Asterinidae. The coding region runs from base 174 to 1565 and encodes 463 amino acids.
UUUCAACCUCGACCCAACGUACGCUGAAAGUUGGUGGGACAGGUGUAGCGUGCAACUUGUACGUACGCAGCACAUUUACUAAUUAUGUACACGUACGUACGUACGACUCGACGGUGCGGCGUAGACAACAUUGUACACGUCGCGUCGUCUGGUUCUACAGUCAGUAUUCAAAAAUGACAAAAACAAGAUCCAGUUCAUCAAGUUCCGUGCUUGUGACCUCGCGUCUGAGAAAUGGCACACAAUAUCAACAGAGAGGACGAACUGCCUCAGCAAGAGCCGCCAAGGAAAAGACCAUCAAGAAGUUAAGGCCGAGAGCAAAAUGUCUGCGACAGAAAACGUCUAAGAAGGGAACACACGUGUCACUGUCUGAUGUGCUGCGUAGACCAGGUGCAGAAAAUGGCAGUGAUACUGUGAUGGGUGAUGGCAAUGUAACUGGCAAUACAUGUAAAAGGUUAAAAGAGGAUUCAGAAGAUGACGGCACUGAUUCAUGCGAGGAUGAAGACUUACCAGAUAUCCAAUACAACUCAGCCACUGCUGAAACUAAGGUCAAGGAGCUUGUACCUGGCACCAUGGUGUGGGCAAAGAGUCGUGGCUAUCCACAUUGGCCUGCAGUGCUUCUGAAACUGUUUUCAAAUAACAAGAAAGCUUGGGUCAACUACCUCGACCAAAAAAUGCAAAGAGUUCAAGUGAGUCUAAAGUCGAUGGCCCCAUUCUUUGGGCCUCUAAGAUCACAGUACAUUGAAUUAGGUAAAAACUGCAAACUCAGCGAGGAUUUCAAUAGUUCCAUGGAGAGAGCUGAGGACUACUUGAUCAAACAAGGAUUGGGGAAGGCAGCAGAUUCCACAAGCGACAUGUCCUUCGCUUUAGACUUGAGUAAGUGUGCUUCACCCACCGUUUCUCCAAGAAAGAUGUCGCAGUCACAUGAGAAAUCACCUGACAGGCUGCAUGAGAAAUCACCUGACGGGUCACCUGACACGGGUCCUCCUGCUGACUUGCCAGUGAGCACCAAUAACGUGAUUUUAGAGGAUGAAGAACUCCGGAUAGGUCAUCCUAUUGGUAGUAUGAUUCUCGACACGGCAAGGGUAGAGGAUCCUGAACUCAUAGAGAGAAGGAAAGCAUGGAAAUAUACUGAGACCCGUUUACUGAAGUACAUCCGCAGAGACACAACCAAGAACUACCUAUUGGCAAUGUUUCAUGGGAAAGUAAAGUCGGAGAGGCAGCGGUUGUUUAACUCAGACAGGCAGACGGAUCGACAGACCCUGCGAGCAAUGGCUGGCCUUGGGCCAAUCACGGAUGAUGAACUGCUGAGUGAGUUGACAGACUUCCUGCGGGACCUGUAUGUUGAGCAUUGCAUGCAGUGCAAGGAUGAUAUCCCUAAUACAUCAUAUAUCACUGAAGUCUGGCUCCCUGAGGCCAUCAUUUUUGCAAUACAGAAGACAAGGCGAGUUGGGAGACGCAAUGCAGAGAAGCUGUUCUACAGUGAAGGGGUUCAAAGUCUGAUGGACCUUGGUGAUGACAUGCCUGCUGUCCCUGCCACAAUCAAUGAGACUUGGGAUGAUUCCUAGCCAAAGAGUCAACAAAGUGCUAUAAUGGUGAAAAGUGAUGAUCAGAACUCAAGACACUUAUGAUAAUGAAGGUGGAUAGGUACCUUCAACUAGUUUUGGAAUGAGUGAAGAUGUCUAGGUCUAACAACCACAUACAAGCUUACUGGGAUUGUGGAUAACUAGAAUACAUGUAGAGGAGGACUCCAAUAAAGUCAUAGUUGACUCUUGCUAUCAGAUGAGUAGGUGCAGGCCAUCAACAUCCAGAGUUACAUACCAUGGGAUGAGUGGAUGCUGGCCUUCAACAAACAUACACGACACCUGUCAUCAGAUGUGUGGAUACACACCAUCAACAUCCACAGCUACAUACCAUGGGAUGAGUGGAUGCUGGCCUUUAACAAACAUACAUGACACCUGUCAUCAGAAGUGUGGAUACACACCAUCAACAUCCACAGCUACAUACCAUGGGAUGAGUGGAUGCUGGCCUUUAACAAACAUACAUGACACCUGUCAUCAGAUGAUUGGAUACACACCAUCAACAUACACAGCUACAUACCAAGGGAUGAGUGGAUGCUGGCCUUUAACAAACAUACAUGACACCUGUCGUCAGAUGAGUGGAUACACACCAUCAACAUCCACAGCUACAAACCAUGGGAUGAGUGGAUGCUGGCCUUUAACAAACGUACAUGAUACCUGUUGUCAGAUGAGUGGAUACACACCAUCAACAUCCACAGCUACAUACCAUGGGAUGAGUGGAUGCUGGCCUUUAACAAACAUACUUGACACCUGUCAUCAGAUGUGUGGAUACACAUCAUCAACAUCCACAGCUACAUACCAUGGGAUGAGUGGAUGCUGGCCUUCAACAAACAUACAUGACACCUGUCAUCAGAUGAGUGGAUACACACCAUCAACAUCCACAGCUACAUACCAUGGGAUGAGUGGAUGCUGGCCUUCAACAAACAUACACGACACCUGCCAUCAGAUGAGUGGAUACACACCAUCAACAUCCACAGCUACAUACCAUGGGAUGAGUGGAUGCUGGCCUUUAACAAACAUACAUGACACCUGUCGUCAGAUGAGUGGAUACACACCAUCAACAUCCACAGCUACAUACCAUGGGAUGAGUGGAUGCUGGCCUUUAACAAACAUACAUGACACCUGUCAUCAGAAGUGUGGAUACACACCAUCAACAUCCACAGCUACAUACCAUGGGAUGAGUGGAUGCUGGCCUUUAACAAACAUACAUGACACCUGUCAUCAGAUGAUUGGAUACACACCAUCAACAUACACAGCUACAUACCAAGGGAUGAGUGGAUGCUGGCCUUUAACAAACAUACAUGACACCUGUCGUCAGAUGAGUGGAUACACACCAUCAACAUCCACAGCUACAUACCAUGGGAUGAGUGGAUGCUGGCCUUUAACAAAC